ACACUUCACAGAUUUCUCUCUCCUUCUCUUUCUUCUUUAUUUAUGGACGGGAUGGUGUCUCCCCUUCACUCUGAUCCUCCUCCUAUUUCCUUCUUUUCUAACGCCACCACCACCAAGCCUCCCUCUCUACCAGUAAGCCUCCACUCUUUCCUUGAGAAUAAGAGAAACACCCCUGAAUCUCUUCGGAUGUUUCCCUUCCCUCUCAACCUUUCCCGCCGCGAUGACCAUGCAGAACUUUCUCCCGCUGAUGACCACCGUGUGCUUGUUAGUGAAGUCGACUUCUUUUCGAAGAAGAAGAUUAGAGCUGUUGCUCAUAAUUACAAUGGCCAUGAUCAUGAUUCUAAAGCCACAUGUAUCGAUGUUAAGAAGGAGAUUUCUCCAAGGUCAAGCCUUGAUGUAAACACUGGGUUGCACCUCCUCACUGCUAAUACUGCCAGUGAUCAAUCAACGGUGGAUGAUGGGGUAUCAUCGGACGUCGAUGAUAGACGAUCCAAAAGUCAAGCUCUAGUGCAACUACAAUUAGAGCUCCAGAUGAUGAACGGAGAAAAUCAAAGAUUGAGAGAAGUGCUUAGUCAAGUAACCAAAAAUUACAAUGCUUUACAAAUGCAUCUUCUAGCUUUGAUGCGACAGCAACAAAACCAUGGAACUGAAGCUAACCAACAGCAUGAGGUUUUCCAAGGGAAGCCCGAGGAAAAGAAACAUGAGGUGGUGCCCAGACAAUUUUUGGAUCUUGGCUCUUCAGCUGAGACCGAUGAAAUGUCUCAUUCAUCGUCUGAUGAAAGGACUCUUUCAGCCUCACCUCAGACUGAUAUGGAAACGGCAUCCGUGAAAAAUAAUGGGAAUCAGCAGGAGAAUUCUAUUGUCAAGGAUGGCAAAAAAAUUGGCAGAGAAAAUUCAGAAUCACAAGGUUGGAAUUCUAGCAAGGUUCAACAAUUGAAUUCCCCCGGUAAUAAGAGUCUUGAUCAAUCAACUGAGGCCACCAUGAGAAAAACUCGUGUCUCAGUUCGAGCCCGAUCAGAAGCUCCCAUGAUCACUGAUGGAUGCCAAUGGAGAAAGUAUGGACAAAAGAUGGCUAAAGGAAACCCAUGUCCUAGGGCUUACUAUAGAUGCACCAUGGCAGUAGGUUGUCCAGUUCGUAAACAAGUUCAACGUUGUGCAGAUGAUAGAACAAUCUUGAUUACAACUUAUGAAGGUAACCACAAUCACCCUUUGCCUCCAGCAGCCAUGUCAAUGGCUUCCACAACAACAGCGGCUGCAAGCAUGCUACUGUCAGGAUCAAUGUCAAGUGGAGAUGGGUUAAUGAACCAAAAUUUACUGACGAGAGCAAUUCUUCCAUGUUCAUCAAGUGUGGCAACAAUAUCAGCUUCUGCUCCAUUCCCAACCGUAACAUUAGACCUUACCCACAACCCUAAUCCAUUACAAGUCCAAAGACCUCCCACCCUUUUCCAAUUCCCCUUUCCAGGCCAAUCCCAGCUUUUUGCCUCCGUCACCGCCCCACAAUUGCCUCAGGUUUUUGGUCAAACACUUUAUAAUCAAUCAAAAUUCUCUGGCCUCCAGCUGUCUCAUGAAAUGGGGUCCUGGCAUUUACACCAACAAUUGCACCCAGAACAACAGCCCGCACUAGUUGACACUGUCAAUGCUGCGACCACGGCCAUCACCGCGGAUCCCAACUUCACUGCAGCACUGGCAGCCGCCAUCUCCUCCAUUAUCGGUGGUGCUAACGGCAACACCACCACUAGAAGUGGCAACAACACAAGCAACAGAAAUUAGAAAAGGGUCUCAAUUUUUAUCCUUUUUUUGUUAGAGUUCCUCGAUUGUUAAUUCAUUUUUUCUUUCUUCUUUUUUUUCUUGUUGGGGUAAAAGGGAUUAGAACACAAAAUUACAUUCUUUGUGAUUAUUUCAUAAUGAGUAAUUAACUUAGGUUAUAAUUGUUAGGAGAAUUAAUUCAUUGAGCUGAAUUAUAUGUGUUUGUGAACUAAUUAAAUACU
Manihot esculenta (cassava) is the source of this 1988-nucleotide messenger RNA. Its product is annotated as probable WRKY transcription factor 31. Bases 43 to 1770 code for a protein of 575 amino acids. The record is from RefSeq and is a predicted model, not a curated record. NCBI's taxonomy places the organism in Eukaryota, Viridiplantae, Streptophyta, Magnoliopsida, Malpighiales, Euphorbiaceae. Gene Ontology annotation, biological process: regulation of DNA-templated transcription. Gene Ontology annotation, molecular function: sequence-specific DNA binding; DNA-binding transcription factor activity. The transcript is spliced from 5 exons.